CUAGCAGACUCUCUUAUCUCCAGGUCACACAAUAGAGCCACCAUAGCUCUGGACCUGUAAUCCCACUUCGACAAUGCUCGCCAGCCGGUUCGCCGCUCCAGCGCGGCAAUGCUUCAGACAAUGCGCUCGACCAGCCUUUGCCCAGACGCAACCGCGCAGCCACGCAACCGCACAAGCAGACAAGGUCGCCAAGUUCAAGGGACAGAAGGGCUCCGAUGGCAAAUACACAGUAACACUCAUCGAGGGUGACGGUAUCGGUCCAGAAAUCGCCGACGAGGUCAAGAACAUCUACUCCGCCGCGAACGUCCCGAUCAAGUGGGAAUCCGUCGACGUUACUCCCAGACUCGAAGAUGGCAAGACUGUCAUCCCGAAAGAGGCCAUUGACUCAGUGACACGCAACUACGUCGCCCUCAAAGGGCCCCUCGCAACACCCAUUGGCAAGGGUCACGUCUCGCUCAACCUCACCCUCCGAAGAACAUUCAACCUCUUUGCCAACUUGAGACCUUGCAAGAGCAUUGCAGGAUACAAGACCCCAUACGAUAAUGUAGACACAGUACUCAUCCGCGAGAACACCGAGGGAGAAUACUCUGGAAUUGAGCACGUGGUAGUGGACGGGGUCGUGCAAUCCAUCAAGCUUAUCACAAAAGAGGCCUCGGAGAGAGUGCUGCGAUUCGCAUUCCAACAUGCACAGGACAUCGGCCGAAAGAAGGUCCGCGUUGUACACAAGGCCACCAUCAUGAAGAUGUCAGACGGCCUCUUCUUGAACCUCGCCCGAGAAAUUGCAAAGGAGUACCCUAAUAUUGAGUUCGAUGCCGAGAUGCUCGACAACACCUGCUUGAAGAUGGUCACAGACCCAGUCCCAUAUAACGACAAGGUUCUGGUCAUGCCAAACCUUUACGGAGACAUUCUUUCCGAUAUGUGCGCUGGUUUGAUCGGUGGUCUCGGUCUGACCCCAUCUGGAAACAUUGGUGACGAGUGCUCCAUCUUCGAGGCUGUCCACGGCUCCGCUCCAGAUAUUGCUGGCAAGGGCUUGGCUAACCCAACUGCCCUCCUUUUGUCUUCUAUUAUGAUGUUGCAACAUAUGGGCCUGACACAAGAGGCCGACAGAAUACAGAACGCCAUUUUCAAGACUUUGUCCGAAGGAAAGGCACUGACUGGAGACUUGGGCGGCAAGGCAAAGACUGCCGAGUACGCUGACGCAAUUAUCAAGAACUUGUAGAUACCAACCCCAGCAUCUUGUUUUGAUAUCGGCCUCGAUCGGCGCCACGCAUGAUCCUUCGGCGUUUGUACCAUAGCCUUUGGGUAUGCAAAAAGAGCGAAGCUGAAGAUACAUUAAAACCGCAAACAGAUUUCACACUUG
Molecule: messenger RNA, 1360 nt
Organism: Pseudocercospora fijiensis CIRAD86
Lineage: Eukaryota; Fungi; Ascomycota; Dothideomycetes; Mycosphaerellales; Mycosphaerellaceae
Exons: 4
Coding region: 74-1219 (381 amino acids)
Biological process (GO): isocitrate metabolic process; tricarboxylic acid cycle
Cellular component (GO): mitochondrion
Molecular function (GO): isocitrate dehydrogenase (NAD+) activity; NAD binding; magnesium ion binding
Source: RefSeq, a predicted model, not a curated record